AUGGGGGCUUGUAAUCAGCAUCGUCGUCUUCGUCGACCGGUGCUCGGUAUACUGAAGGCAUCGGCAACCUAUCACGUCCCUUCGCUGUACCUAUUACUGAAGGUCCCUCGCCCUAAUCAACGCGGAGGCGCCGAUGAGAUCGUUGUUCGAGUAAUUAAACGUAACAACGCAUGCGCCGACCCCGCCCAGCCGCGCAGCCUCCGCAGCCGCCCGCCCACCGCU
This is a messenger RNA of Iphiclides podalirius (scarce swallowtail), 222 nucleotides long. NCBI's taxonomy places the organism in Eukaryota, Metazoa, Arthropoda, Insecta, Lepidoptera, Papilionidae. The record is from the annotation of a GenBank genome assembly.